Messenger RNA from Onychostoma macrolepis, 2131 nucleotides. Its product is annotated as acetylcholine receptor subunit delta-like. Lineage: Eukaryota; Metazoa; Chordata; Actinopteri; Cypriniformes; Cyprinidae. Gene Ontology annotation, molecular function: neurotransmitter receptor activity; transmembrane signaling receptor activity; extracellular ligand-gated monoatomic ion channel activity. Gene Ontology annotation, cellular component: membrane; synapse; neuron projection. The record is from RefSeq and is a predicted model, not a curated record. The coding region runs from base 1 to 1743 and encodes 580 amino acids. The transcript is spliced from 9 exons. Gene Ontology annotation, biological process: signal transduction; monoatomic ion transmembrane transport; regulation of membrane potential.
AUGGGAAUCUUCUUGUACCCAGCUCCUGGUCGACAGAGGAACCAGGCCCCAGCCAGUGGGCCGCAUCCUUGCCCACAAGACAAUCGCCCUUUUGGGUGGUAUGCUGAAGACCUCUUCGAGGUAGGCCAGGAGCUGGGGAUUAGAGGGAGCACCCUCAUCCACCUGUUUUUAGCGGGCCUGGAUGAGCCUGUCAACCGGGAGGAGCUGGGGGAGCUAGAUACGUGGUCCUAUUGGGAGAUGGUCGACCACGUCAUCUACUUGAAGGAGGUGGAGCUGCGAGAGGGUGCCCCCCUCCCAGUCUGGGCUGUUGCUCCAGAACCUCCUCGGAUCGGGCCAGCCACUUCCAGUGUCUCGGGGUCUUUCUUUGGGCGCCCCGGGCUGAGACGCAGCGUGGAGGAUCCUCCGCUGAUGUCGGUGAGGGGAGCGGCGGCACCCACUCACAAGGCUCCCGCGCCCGCUCACAAAGCUACCGAAGCAGGGAUAUCCGCGGAGCUUUUCUCUGAGGGGGCAGGGCUCAUCUCAGGCCUUCUCGAGGCGGCAGUGCCCGCUCACGAUCGAUGGGCGUCUGCUUUUACAAACUGCGAAGAAAGCACAGUUUAUGGUACUGCUUAUAAGGCACUUCUUGAACAUCUCGGCUUGAACAAGACUGACGUUCCAAAAAUCCACCUACAGCCCUACUUCAUGGACCCUCCUGAUGAAGUUUAUGUGGACCUGUAUGUGACAUCCAUCAUAGAUGUGAAUGAAAAAGCCCAGAGCCUCUCAACGCAGGUCAAAAUGAUGACUGCUUGGUUCAAUAACAUGGGGUGGCAAUACGAUCAGUUUUGUGGAAUUGAGGGAAUUCCAGCAAAAAAAGAUAUGUUUUGGACUCCAGACAUUAUUAUCAAAGAAAGCAUCAAAACAGAUUUUGGAACAAAGGAGUCUCCAUAUAUACAGCUACUCUGGUGGGAACUGUCAGUCUCAGUUGAUAUUUUAGCUCUGACCACCGCUUGUAAGAUGGACCUCUACAGAUUUCCCUUCGACACCCAAAUCUGCAAAAUAACACUUCACUCUGCAGUGCUUACAAUUGAAGAGCUUACCAUCGAUCCAUUCUCUGAUAAUAAAAACAUUACGCAAGAAUCCAAGGAGUUCUUUCAGGCCCAGGGAGAGUGGGAACUCCUCAGUAUAGAUGCUUCUAAAUCUAAUGCCACUCUUCUAGAUGAUUUACAGGAUCUUCUGAUAUACAAGAUCACCAUCAAGAGAAGACCUCUACUAUAUGUCAUAAACAUUAUAAUACCAGUAUUUUUCUUCCUUGUGCUGGAUGUAAUGUCCUUCUUCAUUGAUGCAAGUGGAGCAGACAAGCUGAGCUUUAAAGUGACUUUACUGCUGUCUAUUUCUGUUCUGUUGCUGAUUCUUAAUGACACGCUGCCCUCUACAGCUGAUAAAAUCCCACUGAUUGGCAUUUACUGCAGUGUGAUUUUCAGUCUCAUUGGUAUCAGCAUUCUGGAGACCAUCCUUGUGAGUUUUCUGUUGACUAAAGGAGCAGAGAAAAGAUCAGUGGAAACAACAGCUGCUACUAGUGCUGGAGAUGAUGUUGUAAGAGACCUUCAGAGCCCUUCAGACACAGUCAGAGUUCAGAAUGGCGUGCAGAGAUCUCUGUGCUGGACCAGAGCGGCAAGAAUCAUAGAUGUGACCUUCUUGGUUCUUUAUACAAUCACUAUUAUUGUGUUUCUGACCAUGCUUGGGAAGAGUUGGAUUUCAUACUGAUGUCUCAUAUACAUGAAAUGCCACACAAUACUAAUUGUUAUUUAGAGUUUGUACAUAGUUUAUACAGACAUUAAUAAAAAAUUUAAAAACAUCAUAUUAUAAUUAAUUGGAAAGAUGUCAUGUAUAUCAUUAUGGAUAUUUGAUUAUUCUUGUAUUCCCUUACACGUCAGUAAUUCAUUUAUUAUGCUGGCUGGUUUGUGGUGUCUGGUCAUAGUCAGAGGAUGCAGGGUUAACUAAUACCUUUAAGUUCAUCCGUCAACUGCUUGAUCGAAACAAAAAAUGUAGCUUGCUUAGCCACGUUAAUACAACUUUUUAAGUCAAUGUGGGGAAUAAAUUGUAUUAUUUUAUCGAAUAAAUCAUUACACUCUAUUGAGGAGAAGUUGGAAGA